UUGAGUUUAGGUGCAAGACCUAAAACUUCGCUUUUACUACUUGAUGAUAACAAUCGGACUACAAGACUCAAAGUAUCUGGAAGUUUGCAGGCAUUACAGAGUUUGUGUGUGCGGGUAAGAGCCAUUUUCGACACUCCGAAGAUUUCUGCAGACACAGAUAAGUCUCGAAUGGUACUCAAAUGUGCUGUGAUGUAUUGCUUACUUGCUCCGCACAGUAACGAGCAAUGGGAUUUGCUGAAUCGCAUAGCGAUCAUGAGAGAACUAGAGCUUGUACCUGAGUACAAGUCCCUCGUGGAAUUGUUCAUCAAUCAAGAACUGAUCUCGUGGCAGAACAUAAUUGUACGACAUUAUGAAAAAACAUUGAAGAAAAUUCCGGGAACUGGGAUUUUCGAAGGCAAAGAUGGAGAAAAGCGAUGGAAAGAUUUACACAUGAGAGUUGGGGAGCAUGUGAGUCCUGGUUUUUUCUGGUCUCCUAUUCGGAAUAUGCGUAUGAUCUCGAAAUACUACACGCAAAUUACAUUUGAUCGAUUAGCCGAGCUACUGGAUUUCCCUCUGAACAUCCUUGCUACAACUUUCUACUUCUGCCAUAUUUUUUAUGCAAAACUUGAUUUUGAAGCAUCCGUUUCUUUGCCAGCUGGCACCUCAACUGGCACCUCUUUUCACGACAUGGAGGCGUUCCUUUGCAAUCUCAUUGUGACGGGUGGAAUAACAGAUGCAAAAAUCCACCGCCCAUCUCGUGUUGUUAAUCUCAGAGCACGAAAGGCUAAUUUGGAACAGUUGGAUCAGUGGGCCAGCAACGUCCAUAAACUCACCGAGACGUUGAACAAGGUAUUCUUUGCGGAUAAGCUAGGUGAUGUCUGGGUUCAUUGGGUACAUCUGAACUCUGUGAUGCUUUGGUGGUUUUAUAGCACAUUUCAAGCUUAUCAAGAGAUAAAAUAACC
This is a messenger RNA of Cylicostephanus goldi, 941 nucleotides long. The record is from the annotation of a GenBank genome assembly. NCBI's taxonomy places the organism in Eukaryota, Metazoa, Nematoda, Chromadorea, Rhabditida, Strongylidae.